Messenger RNA from Crotalus tigris (Tiger rattlesnake), 8428 nucleotides. It is a transcript of the gene SHROOM4, whose product is annotated as shroom family member 4. NCBI's taxonomy places the organism in Eukaryota, Metazoa, Chordata, Lepidosauria, Squamata, Viperidae. The coding region runs from base 1737 to 5870 and encodes 1377 amino acids. Gene Ontology annotation, molecular function: actin filament binding. The transcript has 11 exons. The record is from RefSeq and is a predicted model, not a curated record. Gene Ontology annotation, cellular component: adherens junction; apical plasma membrane; apical junction complex. Gene Ontology annotation, biological process: actin filament organization.
GUCCCAUUCUGCAAACGGUGCUGCACCAGUUGAGUAGUCCUCGACUUACGACUGGUUGGGGGUCGUGGCAUUAAAAAGGUUAAGAACCACUGAUCUAGGCAGUCCUGGACCACAGGGACUACCCUGAAUUGACCAGGGUCGUCCCUCCUGGGCUCAUGUAUUUGGUGCUGGAUGCAAGGACUGAUUUGUGUCCCCAAGGAAAAGAGGCUGAGCCGCUCCCAUUGCCAGCCACAUGCUAAGCCUCUCCCGGAGGGAGCCCCAAAGCCCGGUGCUGACCAGUAACAGCCCCAAGGCAGCGAAUGAAUGAUUAACUGCCCUUGUGUGCCGGCAGGGAUGGAGCUCCCGACAGGCAGCUGUGUGGCUCCCCUUGGCUGGGAGACUCUGGGGAAGUUUUCAGGGACGGGGGGAGCCCUCUGCCAGGGUCCCUUUUGCCACUGCACAAAAAGUGCCUCUCCUGAGCCCCCAGCUACCCCCAGCCCUCCUGGGAAGGGCUCUGCCUUUCCAGAGAGGAUCCUGCUUAGGCCCUCAGCAGUGGGGGAUGAAGAUGGUGGGGCAGGCCAAGAACUUUUCUGCCUGGGGAGCAGCACCUACAAAACCUGCUUCCUCUCCACGCUCUCGUCCACUCUCUGUGCCCGCCUACUGAGGCUGCUCUGCGCAGAUGGGCUGAAUCCACCGGCACUUAUGCUGUGCGCUGGUGUGUUUAUGGCCGCUCCUUUGAAACGCCUGGGCUACAAUGCAGGGAUCUUGUUCCAGCGUGGGGAUCUUUGUCUCAGUUGGGCGCUCUGUCCCCUAGUCGAGAGGCAUGGCUCGAAGGUUUUUCCAGGCAGCCAGCCCCAGAGGGCUGAACAGUCUGGGGUAUGGGUCUUGGAGGAGUCAGGACUCGCUUGCCCCCCCCAGGGGCAAAGAAUGCUCCCACUAGGUCUGAUUCCAGGCCAGGGAAUAGUGACCCUUCUUUUCUGUCUGGCAAAAUCGUGAGCAGGAACAAGGAUUGCUUUGUGCAAUAAUUAGCAGCCAGCCAGCAAACUCUCUUCUCCCUACGCACUCAAGGCUGGCCUUGCCUCUCUCAGCUUCCUUCUGGCGAGCUGGCUUGCUACUGCUUCCACCUCCAAACAUCCAAGUUCAGUGGGGCCUGCCCCUCACGGCUCACUGCAGGAUUCCAACUGCAGAACGGACCUGCCUUCUCUCCUUCUCCUGGGCUCCUCGGUGGCCAGGAGCACAGGACAGAUCACCCGAGGAAGAAGGCUGCAAUGUGGAACCCCUCGAAGACCCCUUCCUGUGACCCAUCUCUGAGACUGACCAGCCCCUGUGCCUGAAGCUGGCACAAGGUCUCCGUGAGAAGCUGGACCAGGUCUUCCUGCUGGAGAAGAUUAACUCUGACUCUUCCCUUCUUCUCAGCUGCUGGGUGUGGCUCUUUCACAGCCGCAUGCCCAGGCCUUGUGGGCUCUCCGUGUCCUGGGGCCAGCACAACUGGCUCUAGUUCAGCCAGACCACGAGGAGUCCCUGCCUUCUCCCUGCUGAGCGUGUGACUGGCAGUGAAGGGCUGCCCUCCUCUCUCUCAGCUUGGGCCUGGUCUCCGAGCACAGGGUGCAAGCCAGUGCCUGCAACAGCGCUGACUCUUGAACCACUCUUUAUGGGGGCUGAUUCUGCAGGAGUCCUUGAGAAGAUCCCCCAACUGGUGGUUCUAUGAUGGAUCUCAUUUGGUGGAAGAUGGGGGGAAGGCGGCCCUCUCACAGAAGAUGCGCUCUGGCGAUGAGCUGGUGAACAUCAACGGCACUCCGCUCUAUGGCUCCCGGCAGGAAGCGCUCAUCCUGAUCAAGGGCUCCUACCGCACGCUCAAGAUGAUCAUCCGGAGGAGGAACGUGCCCUUCAUCCGGCCCCACUCAUGGCAUCUGGCCAAGCUCUCCAAAGACCAGACAGAGGGCACCAUGACUUUUCCUGCUGACCCCCUGAGUCUCUCCUGGCACUUGGACUGCGAGACAAGUGACCUGCCUUUGCCGUGGAACCCUCUCUCUCCCCACUGCACCACAGAAAAGAACGGCUCCCUUGGGAGCAUGGAAAGUCUGGACCCGACCAGCCAGACCUACUAUGAGGGCAGCCUGUUCCCCAUUGACCAGGCCAUGUACCAAAGCAAGCGGGACUCUGCCUACAGCUCCUUCUCGGCCAGUUCCAGCACUUCUGACUCUGCGCUGCGACCUGAGGAGGCCGGCUCCGUGGAUGGCACCCAGCCCGGUCAGCUGCCAGAGCCUCGAUACCUGCAGACGGGGGGGGAGCCGGCAGGCCUGCCCUCCCCAGCUUCUGGCGUCCGGUUGCCCUCCAGCGUCCAGUCAGGCUCUCUUCCCAGCCCUGCCAAAGCGGCUGCUGUCCCUCCCCAGCCGCCUAUGAGACAGGACAGUCUGCGUGCGUGUAAUUCCCCGCUGGAAGACCCAAGAGCCCCCAGCCACACAGGUUCUUUGUGUCCUGAGGAUCGGUGGAGCUCGGACACAGCCCUCUGCACACCUGGCAGAGAUCCCCAUGGGCAGUUGGCCACCACAGGCCCCCUGAAGGACUCUCCAGUUACUGACCAGUACUACCUGCUGAGCUCACACACAGAAUCGCACUCCGGGAUGAUGAAGAAGGGCCCACAAACCACCCCCUCCUCUUUGGCUGAGAGCCCCAGCUGCCCUGUAGCAGACCCCCCUGAAGAGAAGGAGCGCACGGGGGAGGCCAACAACCAUGCAGAGCCCCCUUCUUCCUGGAAGGCUGGCUGGGCCGGGCCCUUCCGCCAUCGCCACAGCAUCCCAGAACACAUGCUGGUUGCCCAGUUGCAGGCCUUGGAUGUCUCCCGUGGCCAGGAGGGUCCCCACUGGACAGUGUCCCCCCUGCACAAGGAGCAGAAGGGCAUGCAGGCUCCAGAGCCAUGGCUAAAUCUAGACCAGUGUGGCCAGAACCCCUGGGCGCCAGCAGAAGAGCCAGAUUGCCCCCCAACUGCAGAGGAGGGGUCACCUUUCCCACAGGGCACUUGUACAGCCCUCACGGCCCUGAGUGGUUCCCCGCCACUGCCGGCAUUGGGCAAUGCCAGCACCCCUCAGCCACGAUUCCAGGCAGCCCCCCACAUUGAUGGUUUGCCAGACACUCAAAGGAGCCUCCCGACUGCCCAGAAGGCCCAGCAUCGCUCUGCGCAAAUCCGCCGGCGCAGUGACCGCUUUGCCACCAACCUGCGGAAUGAGAUCCAAUGGCGCAAAGCCCAACUGCAGAAGGCCAAAGGUUCCGGGGGGCUAAGAUGCGAAGAGGAGCCCCCCCCAGAGGAGCCCCCCAGCCACACUGCGACUCCUGCCUUAGGGGAGGGCAGAUUCCGUGGCUCCUCUGGGCUGCCAGCUGUGGCCCCCAAGCGGUGGGGCCCUGAGCUAAGUGUGUUCGGGGAGGAGAAAGCCCCAUGCAGCCCCCGAAGGCUGUCUGGGGACCUGGUGCCCAAGGAGAAGCCUCUGCCACUGACCUGUGCGGGAGGAGGGGGAGGCGGCCGCUGGCGGUGGUCCCCGCAGCACAAGCUCCAGCCUCAGGAAUCAGAGCCAGGGCCUUCCUCACAGCCACCUUCGGAGGAACCUGGCCUUUGGCCUUUUGCUGACCGGCGGAAGUUCUUUGAGGAGACGAGCCGCCUGCUGCCCACCAGGCCCUACGGUUCCCUUCAGGGCAGGCUUGACGGCACACGGACCCCCGAGGCAGAGAAGUCAGGAAGCACUGAGCACGGGGACUUCCUGUGCCACUCUCUUGAUCAGUCCUACCGUUGCCCAUCUUCGCCCCCCAAGUACCAGGAUUUUCAGCCAGAGAUUCUGGGGCCAUGCAAGUCCCUGGCUCGAUCCGGUAUGGACACUGAGCGUUGGUGGGCUCUUCCUUGCUCAUGCGCUAUCCGAGAAUCCUGCGCCUACAGCUUUCGGGAUGAGUGCGCCAUGCUGCAUUCAAAGAACAUUCCAGUGCCACCCAGCCACCAUGCCCACCGUUGUCAUCCCUGUUCCUGGAGCUGCCACAGUGAGUGCUGUUGCCCAGGUCAGCAGAAGCUCCUGGAGGAUGGAGAUCCCUGGCAAGCAAGGAAGCGUUUUCAAAUGGAAUUCCCUUUAGACGAAUGGGAGCCCUCCGCUGUGAACAGAGCAAGCAGCCACACUGUGAGUCAGCUUCUGCAGCACAAGGUGGCCUUCGCUAGGAUCAGCCCUUACUGGACCUGCUUUGAGCGCACCGAUCCGGCUGGGCCUCCUUUAUGCCGGGCCUCAUCCACGCAUGAUCUCUCCUGGGACUGCGAGCAGCCAAGGCGGGUCACAGAGAAGAGGGGUUUGGAAGGGGGGCCCAGCGAGGCUCACAAACCCCUCUUGCGUGAAAGGGCCUAUUCGGAGAGCCACCUCUGCACUGAGCCUGCUGGUGUCUCUGUGAGGGAGUGGCAAGAAGCCCUGUUGGCCAAGGCAGAGGAGACAUCACCAAAGUCACCACCAUGCCAAGCCAGAAGAAGGGGGCCCCCGCCUCCACGCCCGCCUCCACCCAACUGGGAGAAGUACCGCCCAGCCCGGGCUUCACACCAGCACCUUCUCCCUGCCCAAGCCUGCCUGCCCGUGCAUGCACGGGACUCCUGGGCCCCGGGCCAGCCUGGCUUCGAAGCAGCCAGGCAGCGUUCUCAGAGCCUCCCUGCGGAGCAGUUGUGGCACCACAGGCCGCAACUGCAGUGCCCGCGGCUGCCCUGUGCAGGACCCGAUAGCACCCCUUCCACCCCGAAGCAAGACAACUCCCACUACUACUGCCAUGGGUCGCCAUCCCGGAGCCUGGAGUGGCUGAUGACUGAGGCGAGUGACUGGAGUGCCCCAUCCAGGGCAGCCAGUUCCUUGGAGGGGGCAGCCACUGAGGCGCAUCCCCUGGUCGGGGAGCAGGAGACAUCAGCCGGCAGCCCCUCAGAGCAGCCCCACAUCUGGCGUGUGCCUGUGUCCCAGGAUGCUGCAGGAGAGAGUCACAAAUCAGGGCCUCCCCCCUUGCGCCUGAGUUCGGAGGAACUGAUGAGAGAUGUGGCGGGCAAGGACCGCUCCCUGGCUGGAGUGCUGAGCUCCGGUUUCGGACUCCGGUCAGCAGCCGAGGUGAUGGGUGACCUCUUUGCUGCAAGCAGCUGCCCUCUCUGGCCAAGGCAAGACUGGUUACCACCAGGCAGUGGUCCCAGCUGCCCUGAAAGGCAGCAGAGUUCUCCUGAGUCUGGGGGAGCCCCCCCCUCCUACUUGACUUACCUCAAUCUGUCAGCGGGCACAGCCGAGUUGCUGAACAAAACGAAGGAGCCAUCCGAGUUGGCUGCAGCCUCUUCAGAAGAGGACCUGGCUCAGAAGAAGGUGCAGCUGAUCGAGAGCAUUGGACGGAAGCUGGUGGUGCUGCAGGAGGCCCAGCAGAGUCUGCAGGAUGACCUGAGUGCCAAUACGGCCCUUGGCAGAGAGGUAGAGAAUUACAUCAAGGGGGCCUGCAAGCCCCAUGAAUUUGAGAAGUUCCGCCUCGCCAUAGGCGACCUGGACAAAGUGGUCAACCUGCUGCUCUCGCUGUCUGGAAGGCUGGCCCGAGUGGAGAACACCCUCAUUGGCCUGAAUGCAGAGGAGGAGGAGGAGAAGAUGGCCCUCCUGGCGAAGAAGCGACAGCUGACAGCACAGCUGGAGGAUGCCAAGGAGCUGCAGGAGCAUGUGGCUCAGCGGGAGCAGCUCGUCUUUGCCAGCAUCUCACGCUGCUUGCCCUCCGAGCAGUUGCAAGACUAUCAGCACUUUGUGCGCAUGAAGUCUGCCUUGGCGAUCCAGCAGCGGCAGCUGGACGAUAAGAUCAAGCUGGGUGAGGAGCAGCUGCAUUGUCUCUGGGAGAGCCUGGCUCUGAGGCCCAGGGAGCACUAGAGGAGCCAGGACCCGACUGGCUGGGAGGAGGGCUGGAUGCAAACUGCAGGACCUCUGCAAUCUUCUGUCCUCCGGAAAGAGAUGGUGCCUUUUGCCAAAGAGCCUGUCUGUUCCUCCUCUCUGUGGCCAAGGAAGACGGGGUCACCCAUGUGCCCUUUGCCACAAAGAUGUGCCCACCUGCAGUUAGGAUCAGUUGUCCCGGCUGCUGCUCAAGAUGGCUGUGGGAAUCCUGAGUCACUGGAAUGAAGAGGCAGCAGGGUCCUCGCAGCCUCCCCAAACUACCCGGCUGGCCCCAUCCCUUCCAGGGAUCACACAGCCUAGCAUGGACAAAGAAGUUUCCCUCGCGCAAUACUUGGAGGGAGACGUUCCAAACUCAACUGUGGGACCCGUUCCUCACCUUAAGUGCCUACAAGCCUCAAAGGUGCCUUUUCUACUGGUCCAUGUUAUUUAUUUUCUGCUAUUGCUAUGUUAAAGUUUGUUUCCAAGUGAAACCUGGAUGUGGGUCAGGCAAGGGCCGGGUGGCUGGACGGGCUGUUUCAGAGCCCAGGUCCGCAGCGGCUUCCCCGCAGAGUCCUUCCUUGGCCCACGAAGCCCUGCCAGUGGCAUCGCAUCUUCGUUGCAUCCUGCCAGAAUCCCCAACUAAGCCCUGGAGCUGCUGCUUCAGUCUUCCCGUGGAAGGGACCGGCAUGAGGUCACCAGCAGCAGCAGACAAUCUCAUGUGCCUCACCUUGCCUUCCUCCUGCAGCCAGGCCUGAGUGGGCUCAGGUGGCUGCCAUUCAGCAGCAAAACUGUGCCAGGGAGAUAGCAUGGGAGACAUUUCCUGCAGCGCCAGGGUCGUGUGAGGAUCAGGCCUGGGGAAGCCUGGCUUUGCAGUGGGGUGUGGUCAGACCCUUAAGCCAGCGAUGGUGGAGUGACAGCAGGCAUAUACCUGAGCCUGCCUUUUUCAUGAGCUAUGAGCUGGCUACCUUAAUUUAUCCACGGGAUCAACGGGCAAUCCAGCCCCAGUCACCAGCUUUUUCCCUCAGCCUUGGCCAGAUAGCCCUGCCCUGGGAGAGAGUCUCCCUUCUAUCUUCCUGGCACGGCCUAAAGCUGCAAUGCCCUGGCAAGAACAUUUUGGUGGGGGGGGGGGAGGAACCGGGACUGAAUAACAAGGGCUUCUCUUUCUACCUCUCCUGUAUCCACAGCAGAGGAAUGUGUUGGGAUCCUGCCACGGCUAUUGUGACCCUAACAUCCUCUUCCUCUCCAUUGUCCUUGGCCCAGUGCAGGAAGCUAAGUCUGCUUGGCUUAACCUCUUCAGUGCUGGGCUGCCUGGAACUCAUGGCUGUACAUUCUCCCUUCGAGGAAGGAGAAUAAGACUUGGGCCAUGCUGCCUUAGCAUUCUGGGCCUCAAGAGAAAUGAAAAUUCCACUGUCUGGGCUCCUGACAAGCAGGGAAGGAAGAUAGUUUGUCCCUCUUUAACCCUCAAAGAGGGAGAUCCAGUUUUUCCAGACCAGCUUUUCAACCUGGUGCUCUCUGGAGCUGGGAUGCAGCUCCUAAAUGCUCCAGGAGGUCAAGGGUGGCCAAGCUAAAUCCAGUGGCCCAGGCCACUCGGCCUUGGACUGCUUCCCACCUUGGGCUUCUAAGGAGGGACUUGUGAUCCUUCCUCUGAAGGGCUGAGCCGGCCUUUAUUCUUUUGGAAAGAUCUGGGCUUAAGGGACUUGAACGCCUGCCUGUUGGUACCCUUCUGGAAAAGUACUCAGAUAUGACAGCCCAUAAUCACCAAUGAACCACUUGGCAGUUGCCUUCUGUUUCUGCUUUAGCCUCUGCUGGUCCUGGAAGUGCCCUGAGAGUGGGGGCGAGUCUGCUGUUUUGGAAGCAGGAGUCAGGAGGACAGCCUCUUUCUGCUUUUCCCAGGCAAAUCUUGGAAAUUCGCCCUGUGUCUUCCAACCUGACCUCCUACUGCCUGCUCCCCCCCCCCAUUUCCGGCUUGCUUGAGACCAAAGCCUUUUGUGCAGAGUUGGCUGUAAAAGCGUGGCACAUUUAUGUGCACCAAAAAGAGGAGGCCAGGUUGCCUGGUGACUCUCCGGGCCCAGCUUCUGGCUGUCCAACACAGGACUCUGCAUUGAGUGGGAAGGAGCUCUGUGCAACCUAGGACCUUGGCGAUUACCAGCUUCCCCUUCCUCCCCUUCCAUGUCUCCCACCUGCAGCUCCCUGUACUUAUUUGUAGGAACAGGGUUGUUCCCUGCCCAUUCCUGCCCCUCUCCCUGCCUGGCUUGCUCUGAGCAGCUGCUCUGCCCAAGCAGCCCCUCCUCAGCGCAGGUGGAACCCAAGUGCCAACUCUGGAGGCAUGUUGCUAUGUGAUUAAAUGCUUGAGUUGCUGACUGUAAUUUUGUGCUUCCUACACACCAAAGAAUCUAUGGUUCCUGUCCAACGUUUCCACAGCAAGAUCUUUUCAGUUGUAUUUCCAAAGGUGUUUUGACACCACCACCUCCAGCAGCUUGUGUCUUGGUUGCGGGUGCAAUUAUGGGAAUGGGGGGGAAAGCAGAAUCACAUGUUGUAUUAAAUUGGUGCUAACUGGG